AGUGCUAGCAGUAGCAGGCUGGGACACGAGAAGAGAAGAGGGAAUAUCACUGCUCUGCCGAAGAGAGUCCGCGUGCCGCUCCGCUGCUGUUCCUCACUCACACUGAGAGGAAAGUUUUCCUGUACUGUUCAUUCACCUCUAUGUUGUCUGCUGGGAGCAGGAUGAGGGACUCAGUGGAUUGGCUCGCCAGCGGGCGUUUGGAUGGAAUGCAGCUCUAGAGAGCCGUGAGGCUCCUUAUCUGUGUGUCUGGGUGAUUUUACUCUGCACUGAAACAUCUAACAGCCUGCCACUUUCCCAAGGGCCUCUCUGCACACAGCGGCUGACUGGGGUGUUUUCUAUAGUCCACCAUGACUCCUAUAUCCAGCUCCUCUGGAGAGGAGACCUGGGCUUCUGGCUGAGGAGGAGAGGUGUGUGUUUUGGGAAAGAGGUGUGUGUUUUUGGGGUACCCUUUUUAUCAUCCCACAACCCUCAGUGGCGUCAUGCUGAGCCUGCAGGAUUCACUGUUCUUUGAGAUCAGCAUCAAGUCUCUACUCAAGUCGUGGAGCGGCAGCUCCUCAGCCCCUGUCAACAGCCUGAGUAGACGUCGCGCCCCCUCCGUGGCUCCCCUGACGUGGGAGAAGCGCAACGCCGCCGCCAUGUCGAGCAUCAUCAUCGACCCCGAGCUCAAGCCCGGGGAGUUUGUCAUCAAGAGCCUGUUUGCUGAGUUUGCUGUGCUGGCUGAGAAGAAGAUUGAGGUGGUGAUGGCUGAACCGCUGGAGAAACUCUUGUCCCGAUCCCUCCAGAGAGGGGAAGACGCACAAUUUGAUCAGUUAAUAAGCUCUAUGAGCUCCGUAGCGGAACACUGUUUGCCCUCCCUGCUGCGCACACUGUUUGCCUGGUACCGGCGGCAGAGUGGCACUGAGGAUGAGUCCUAUGAGUACAGACCUCGCUCCAGCACCAAGUCCAAAGGGGAUGAACAGCAUCGGGAUAAAGACUACCUAUUGGAGCGGAGGGACUUAGCCAUAGAUUUCAUAUUCUGUUUAGUUUCAGUUGAAGUUUUAAAACAGAUUCCUCUUCACCCCGUGCCAGAUACUUUAGUACAUGAAGUUCUGAACCUGGCAUUCAAGCACUUUAAACACAAAGAGGGGUGCUCUGGCCCUAACACUGUCAAUGUGCACAUCAUCGCAGACCUGUAUGCUGAGGUCAUCGGAGUGCUCACACAGUCAAAGUUCCAGGCGGUGCGUAAGAAGUUCAUCACGGAGCUGAAGGAGCUGAGGCAGAAGGAGCAGAGCCCCUACGUGGUCCAGAGCAUCAUCAGCCUCAUCAUGGGCAUGAAGUUCUUCAGGGUCAAGAUGUACCCCGUGGAGGACUUUGAGGCCUCCUUCCAGUUCAUGCAGGAGUGUGCCCAGUAUUUCCUGGAGGUGAAGGAUAAGGACAUAAAGCAUGCAUUGGCUGGCCUGUUUGUUGAGAUCCUCAUCCCUGUUGCUGCUGCGGUGAAGAAUGAAGUCAAUGUGCCGUGCCUGAAGAACUUUGUGGAGAUGCUCUACCAGACAACCUUUGACCUUAGCUCCAGAAAGAAGCACUCUUUGGCUCUGUAUCCUCUGGUGACGUGCCUGCUGUGUGUCAGUCAGAAGCUGUUCUUCCUCAAUAACUGGCACAUCUUCCUCACAAACUGCCUCUCUCACCUGAAGAACAAAGAUCCCAAAAUGUCCCGUGUGGCACUGGAGUCACUCUACAGACUGCUGUGGGUCUACAUCAUCAGGAUCAAGUGUGAGAGCAACACCGUCACCCAGAGCCGGCUGCUUAGCAUCGUUUCAGCGCUUUUCCCCAAAGGCUCCCGUAGCGUGGUGCCCCGCGACACGCCCCUCAAUAUCUUCGUCAAGAUCAUCCAGUUUAUAGCUCAGGAAAGGCUGGAUUUUGCUAUGAAGGAGAUCAUUUAUGACCUCCUGUGUGUGGGCAAGUCUCACAAGACAUUCACCAUCAAUCCAGAAAGGAUGAAUAUUGGCCUGAGGGCCUUCCUGGUGAUAGCUGACAGUCUGCAGCAGAAGGACGGGGAGCCGCCCAUGCCCACCACAGGGGCCAUCAUGCCCUCAGGAAACACCCUGCGGAUCAAGAAGAUCUUCCUCGCCACCACCCUCACUGACGAGGAGGCCAAGGUCAUCGGCAUGUCACUGUACUACCCAGCAGUGAGGAAGGCCCUGGACAACAUGCUGCGUCACCUGGACAAGGAGGUGGGGCGCUCCAUGAGCAUGACCAACGUCCAGAUGUCCAAUAAGGAGCCUGAGGAUAUGAUCACGGGGGAAAGGAAGCCGAAGAUUGAUCUGUUCCGUACGUGUGUGGCGGCCAUCCCCAGGCUGAUCCCAGAUGGCAUGAGCAGACAGGACCUGAUCGAGCUGCUGGCCAAGCUGACCAUCCACAUGGAUGAGGAGCUGCGUGGCCUGGCUUUCACCACCCUGCAGGCCCUGAUGCUGGACUUCCCAGAGUGGAGGGAGGACGUGCUCUCUGGCUUUGUCUACUUCAUUGUGCGUGAGGUCACUGACAUUCACCCCACGCUGCUGGACAACGCCAUCAAGAUGCUGCUGCAGCUCAUCAGCCAGUGGAGGCAGGCAGUCCAGACCAGCAACAAGCAGGGCCCUGGCAGCGGGCCAUCUCUGCCCUUGGAACGCUCUCCUCUGUGGGGGGUUCUGCAUGUGGUGGAGGGCCUGGCACUGGUGGUGCUGUGCAGUUGUCGCCCUGCCACCCGGAGGCUGGCUGUUAACGUCCUCAAAGAGGUCCGAGCCCUGCACACCGCUCUGGGCAUCGCCAAGGGAGAUGAGGAGUUGGUCAUAGAUGUGAUGGACAGACAAAGUGCCUCUGUGCUGGAGAGCUUCAUCCAUCUCACAGGAGCUGACCAGACCAACCUGCUAUACUGCCCCAGUGGUAUCGACCUGCAGACGCUGGCAGAAUGGAGCUCGUCUCCCAUCAGCCACCAAUUUGACGUGGUCAGCCCGUCGCACAUCUGGGUGUUUGCCCACGUUACACAGGGCCAGGACCCCUGGGUCAUCAGCUUGUCCAGCUACCUGCGCCAGGAGCACCUGCCCAAGCACUGCCCUACCGCACUCAACUACGCCUGGAUGUUCGCCUACACUCGCCUGCAGCUGCUCUCUCCACAAGUGGAUAUCAACAGCCCUAUAAAUGCUAAGAAGCUGAACAGCCUGAGCAGCAGUGGUGACUCGUACGUGGGGCUGUGGAGGAACUACCUGAUCCUCUGUUGUAGCUCCGCCACUUCCUCCCCCAACUCUUCCUCAACCUCUGGCUCCAUCCGCUGCUCCCCGCCUGAGACGCUGGCGUCCACGCCAGACAGCGGCUACAGCUACGACUCAAAGAUUAUUGGCACUCCGUCCCCCUCGUCCCUGUUCAAACACGUUGUCCCGAUGAUGCGCUCUGAGAGCAUGGACAUCACAGAGUCUCUUGUCCUGGGGCUUGGCAGGACCAACCCCUUGGCCUUCAGAGAGUUGAUAGAGGAACUGAACCCCAUCAUUAAGGAGGCUCUGGAGAGGAGACCUGAGAACAUGAAGCGACGCAGGCGUCGUGACAUCUUGAGGGUCCAGCUGGUCCGGAUCUUUGAGCUGCUGGCUGAUGCUGGUGUCAUCAGUCAGACGGCGAGUGGAGGUCUGGACGGGGAGAGUCACUCUCUGAACUCAGUGCUGUUGGAGUAUGUGGAUUUGACGAGACAGCUGCUGGAGGCUGAGAAUGACAAAGACUCAGACACACUGAAGGACAUCCGCUGCCACUUUAGUGCUCUGGUUGCCAACAUCAUUCAGAACGUCCCAGUGCACCAGAGGAGGACCAUCUUCCCUCAGCAGUCUCUAAGACACAGUCUGUUCAUGUUGUUCAGCCACUGGGCCGGGCCCUUCAGCAUCAUGUUCACCCCACUGGACCGGUACAGCGACCGCAACAUGCAGAUCAACCGACACCAGUACUGUGCUCUCAAGGCCAUGUCUGCAGUGUUGUGCUGUGGUCCAGUGGCUGAUAACGUUGGCCUCUCCUCUGAUGGUUAUCUCUACAAGUGGCUGGACAACAUCCUGGACUCUCAGGACAGGAAGGUGCACCAGUUGGGCUGUGAGGCGGUGAUGCUGCUGUUGGAGCUGAACCCAGACCAGAGUAACUUGAUGUUCUGGGCUGUGGACCGCUGCUACACUGGCUCACGGCGCGUGGCUGCCGGUUGCUUCAGGGCCAUCGCCAACGUCUUUCACAACAGGGAUUACCAGUUUGACACCGUGGUGCUGCUGAAUCUCAUCCUGUUUAAGGCAGCCGAUUCAUCCAGAGAUAUCUAUGAGGUGGCCAUGCAGCUGCUGCAGAUCUUGGAGCCCAAGCUCUUCCGUUACGCUCAUAAACUGGAGAUCCAGAGAACAGAUGGGAUCCUGAGCCCUCCCUCCCCGCUGCCACACCUCUACUCUGUCUCCUACUACCAGCUGUCUGAGGAGCUGGCCAGGACAUACCCAGAGCUCACCCUGCCCAUCUUCUCAGAGGUGAGCCAGCGUAUCCAGACAGCACACCCUGGUGGUCGCCAGGUGAUGCUGCACUACCUCCUGCCCUGGAUGAACAAUGUGGAGCUGGUGGACUUCAAGCCGUCGCCACGGCGACAUGAGGAGACCCCUAUUUGUGAGGAUGAGGAGGACGGCCACGAGCGUGAUAUGAUGGUCAACAGCCGCCGUUGGCUCCGUGGGGAGGGCUGGGGCUCCCCGCACGCCACCACCAUGGUGCUCAACAACCUCAUGUUCAUGACUGCCAAGUACGGGGAUGAGUUUGCGUGGUCAGAGAUAGAGAACGUGUGGACCACCCUGGCAGACAGCUGGCCAAAGAACCUGAAGAUCAUCCUGCACUUCCUCAUCAGCAUGUCAGGGGUCAACAGUGAACCCAGCUUCCUGCCCUAUGUGAAGCGGGUGGUGGUGUACCUGGGCAGGGAUAAGACUAUGCAGCUGCUGGAGGAGCUGAUGUGUGAGCUGGACCUGACAGACCCAGUGAGCUCUGCUGUCACUCACAUGGACAACCCUCCCUACUACCGCAUUACCUCCAGCUACAAGAUCCCCUCCGUCACCUCAGCAGGAACCACCUCCAGCAGUAACACAAUGGUGCCAGGACCUGACGCUCACCAUGAUAGCAGCAAGAACAAAGACCCCAACAUGGACGACAGUUCCACCCAUCUGGACAUCUACAGUGGUCUGAACAGCAACCUGAACCGUCAGCACCACCGCCUGGAGUCUCGCUACAGCAGCAGCUCUGGAGGAUCCUAUGAGGAGGAGAAGGGUGACUCCAUGCCGCUGUAUGCUAACUGGCGUCUGAAGGUGAUGGACCACAACCGUCCCGAGCCCCUCCCCUUUCCUCCGACAGGGGGAUGCUGGUCCCCUCUGGUGGACUACCUGCCAGAGACCAACACCCCUGGUGUACCCAUUCACAGGUGUAACAUAGCUGUUAUCCUACUGACUGACCUCAUAGUAGACCAUGGGGUCAAAGUGGAGUGGAGCGCCUACCUUCACCUCCUGCUGCACUCCAUUUUCAUAGGGUUUGACCACCAGCACCCUGAGGUCUACGAGCACUGCAAACGCCUCCUGCUUCACCUGCUGGUCGUCCAGGGAAAUAACGGCAGCGUUCAAUCCUUGGCCUCUGUGCUGCUGCGCAACCGAGAGUUCAACGACCCCAAGGUGCUGACGGUGAAGCCACCGCCCCAUGACUUCAACCUCACAGGAAUGUGUGACGUUGUGCCAGACUAUCAGCCGUCUCCUAUGACCGACUCAGGCCUGAGCUCCAGCUCCACUUCGUCCAGCAUCAGCUUGGGUACAGGAGGAACCCCCCUGCCUCACCUCACCCCCACCCUAAUUAACGAGGUGGACAUCAUCGCCGAGCAGGAUGAGAAGGUCAAGGCCCUCAUCGAGUUUGUCACCUCCAGGAAGCGGGGGCCCCUGUGGAACCAUGAGGACGUGUCGCCCAAGAACCCCAACAUAAAGAGUGCUGACCAGCUGUGUGUGUUCCUCAGACACGUAGUGACAGUCUUCAAACAGUCCCAGUCAGGUUUCCAGCUGGAGCAGUUGCUGAGUGAGGUAGCGCUGCAGACUGCUCUGUCGUGCUCGUCUCGUCACUAUGCAGGGCGCUCCUUCCAGAUCUUCAGGGCUCUCAAACAACCCCUCACAGCCGCCACGCUCUCUGAUGUCCUCUCACGUCUUGUAGAGACGGUGGGCGACCCUGGAGAGGAGGCGCAGGGCUUUGUUAUCGAGCUGUUGCUGACUCUGGAGUCAGGGAUUGACACUCUCGCUGACACAGUAAAGAAUUAUGACCUCCUCACUGCCUUGGCAAAGGCUUCUGCCCACGAGCACCUGCUGGGGGCUAAGUUUGCAGCCAAUAGGAAGAGCACGGGCCAGCUGAACCUGAGUAGUGGGGGUCUGUUCCACCACGGUCACUACCCCCACGGCCACGCCCGCAGCAACUCCCUCCGCGCUAGCCUCAUGGGCGAACGCAAGGGCGACCGUCGCCGCAGCAACACCCUAGAUAUCGCUGAUCGGCUGGGUGGCAGCCAUGGCAACCUAGCCCGAACGCAGAGCUUGUCGUCAUUGCGGGAGGGUGGAGGAGGGGGUCCUGGGGGGGAGGCCAUCCCUCCUGUGGACCCCACCAACCUGAUGGCCACGGUGUUCUGGAUUGCAGCCUCCCUCCUGGAGUCGGACUAUGAGUUUGAGUACCUGCUGGCCCUGCGGCUGCUCAACAAGCUACUGGGUCAGCUGCCCCUGGAGAACGCAGACAGCAGGGAGAGGCUGGAAACAGUACAGGCCAAGCUGAAAUGGUACAGCUUCCCUGGUCUACUGCAGCUCUUCCUCAAGGGCUUCACCUCAGCCUCCACUCAGGAGCUCACCAUCCACCUGCUCAACAAGCUCAUCAGCGUCUCCCGCCACACACUGGUCGACCCCUCCCAGGUGGCAGGUUUUCCUCUAAACAUCCUGUGCCUGCUGCCUCACCUCAUCCAGCACUUUGACAGCCCCACUCCGUUCUGCAAGGAGACGGCGGAUAAGAUAGCCAAGGUGUGUGCCGAGGAGAAGUCAGCCACCCUGUCUAACCUGGCCCACAUGAUGAGCCUGUACAGCACACACAGCUACUCCAGAGACUGCACCAACUGGAUCAACGUGGUGUGUCGUUACCUACACGACGCCUUUGCUGAGAUCACCUUCAAUCUGGUCACAUACCUGGCUGAGUUGCUGGAGAAGGGCCUACCCAGCAUGCAGCAGUCCCUGCUACAGAUCAUCUACAGCCUGCUGAGUCACAUUGACCUGUCUGCUGCGCCCGUUAAACAGUUCAACCUGGAGAUCAUGAAGAUCAUCAGCAAAUAUGUCCAGAGCCCGUACUGGAAGGAGGCCCAGAACAUCCUGAAGCUGGUGGUGUCUCGGUCGGCCAGCCUGGUGGUGCCAGACGAGGUGCAACGCUCCUACAGCACCGAGUCCUCUGGAUCCCCAGAGAUCGCCUUCACUCGCAUCUUCAACAACUCCUCUAAGGAGCUGCCCGGCAAGACGCUGGACUUCCACUUUGACAUCUCAGAGACGCCCAUCAUAGGGCAUAAGUACGGGGACCAGCACACAGCUGCAGGGCGGAAUGGGAAGCCGCAGGUCAUUGCUGUGACUCGGAGCACGUCCUCCACCUCGUCUGGAUCCAACUCCAACGGCCUGGUGCCUGUCAGCUGGAAGAGGCCCCAACUCUCUCAGAGGAGAACCAGAGAGAAGCUCAUGAACGUUCUUUCUCUGUGUGGUCCCGAGUCUGGUAUUCCCAAGAAUCCUUCUGUGGUGUUCUCGUCCAACGAGGACCUGGACUCAGGUGACCAGCAGACCAGUCUGAUCCCCACGGUGGAGGAGGUGGUGAGGGAGGAGGACCUGCAGGGAGAAGAUGCAGGAAGUGAGCAGCAGUUUGGAGUCUUCAAGGACUUUGAUUUCCUGGACGUGGAGCUGGAGGAUGCUGAGGGGGAGAGCAUGGACAACUUCAACUGGGGUGUGCGUCGGCGCUCCCUGGACAGCAUGGACAAGGGGGAGGGAGAUGGGGACACGCCGUCCCUGCAGGAGUGCCAGUACACCGGGAGCACGCCCAGCCUCAACCUCACCAACCAGGAGGACACGGACGAGUCGUCUGAGGAGGAGGUACUGAGCGCUAGCCAGAUUCUCACCCGCUCUGGCCUAAUCAACUGUGACUCUGCUAUGGAUGAUGCCACGUCCAAUCAUGUGGACUCUCUGCAGCAGUCCCAGGAGUCAUCCAGCAGUGCCCUGUCAGAGGAGACCACGGCCCUGCUGCCCCACCUGAACAGCCCUGCACUGGAGAUGGCCUGCUCUGACUCCAUCCAGCUGCCUGAGGAUGUGGUCAGCAUGACGGCGGCAGACGAGCUGAGCAGCAGUGUGAGCACAGACACAGGGUUUGGCAGCAGUGCCCCCGCACUGCCCCCGGACCCCCCUGAGCUGUUUGACCUCACAGACUCUCAGGACCCUCAUGACAACCUGGACCCGGCCCCCCCUCGUCUGCCGGCCAUAGACACCCCGCCGGGGUCCCUCUGUGAGGAGGGGGACUCCCCUACGACCCUGCCCCUGCUCCCCCCCAUCCCAGACAGCCCCUGUGGCUCUGUGUGUGAGGAGGACGUGACGCUGGCGCUGAAGGAGCUGGAUGAACGCUGUGAGGAGGAGGAGGCUGACUUCUCUGAUAUGUCCAGUCAAGAUGAGGGUGAUCAGGAUGGUUUCCCAGAGGUCCAGGCCUCUCCUCCCCCCUCGCCCUUCCUCUCUGCCAUCCUGGCAGCUUUCCAGCCUGUUGCCUAUGACGACGAGGAGGAUGCCUGGCGUGUCCAUGUCAACCAGAUGUUGUCGGACACGGAUGGGUCCUCUGCUGUGUACACCUUCCAUGUGUUCUCCCGACUAUUUAAGAGCAUGCAGAGGAAGUUUGGCGCCAUCACCCACUCGUCAGUGCGUUUUCUGGGAGAGAGGCUGCAGCGAAUGGGGAACCAGUUCCUUAGCUCCCUAGAGGUCAUGACCUCACGCUCCCAGUGCCCCACGGUGCUGCUGGACGCUGAGACGUUGGUCUCAUGUGGACUGCUGGAGACUCUGAAGUUUAGUGUGCUGGAGUUGCAGGAACACCUGGACACCUACAACGGCAAGAGGGAGGCGGCCGAGGAGUGGCUGGAAAACUGCAGGAAGACGUUUGGCGACAAAGAUGGCAACCAACGACCCAACACUCAGGCACAGGAGCUGGAGCUGUGUCGCAGGCUCUAUAAGCUGCACUUCCAGCUGCUGCUGCUCUUCCAGGCUUACUGUAAGCUCAUCAGUCGUGUGGACACCAUUAAGAGAGAAGCAGAGGUGACCAACAUGUCAGAGGAGCUGGCCAUCCUGGAGAGCUGUUUGAAGCAGGCGGAGUCUGGGGUUGAUGGACAGGAGGAUGUGGGUGUGUCUGAUGCCUCCCAGACCAGCACUGAGACGGCCAUCCAAUCACUGAUCGAGACCCUGAGGGCCAGAGACUUCAGCUCCGCCCUCACACAGGUCAAAACCUUCAGGUCUCUGUGGCCUAACGACAUCUUUGGGAACGAGUCAGACGACGCAGUCCAGACUCUACUGCACAUCUACUUCCGUCAGCAGACGCUGGGCCAGACGGGCUGCCUGGCCGUGGUGGGACCCAGCAGGGACCUGUCCCAGGCCAACGGGCGCCUCAUGGAGCUCAACCUGCAGAUCAGAGAGGCUCUGAGCCAGGCCCAGGCCUGCCAGGCCCCCCAGACCACUGUGGUCAGCACUGGACUGUAAGGCUUCAGGCACAAAGCCUGGACUUGACUGGACUAGAGCAACCCCUACCCGUACCACUCACAGUUCCCAUCUGCUCUGGAGGCUGGGAAGGUGUGUCGGGAGGACAGAACAGACUCCACCUAUAAGGGCUAAAGGAUGUGUGGGAAUAACUGACUCAUAUUAAUAUAUAUUACAUAUAUCAAAUACUUAAAGCUAAUAUCUGUUUUCCCAGAAUAAGCCAACUUGCAAAAUUCAGCUGCAAUAAGUCGUGGUAUGAUGUGACUGGUGACGACUGGCCCGGGAGUGAGAAGGAGGGGUUUUGGCAGAAAUUACCUGAUGGGCCUCCCAUAUUGGCCGGUGGCUGCCUCAGGCCCUUUCAGGAGACUGGAUGGGACCUGGGGUUCGGUCAGGGAGACGAUGUGGUGUUAUGUUCUCAUAGCAGUAGAGUUGGGGCAUGAGAGACUAAAUCAGUCCGGAAGGAUGUGUGUGGACAGGCUGUUCCUGUCAGGAUUCAGAAACAAACACACAAAAAGUGUUCAAAAGCAUGCUUGAAACAGAAAAGCACUGCAAGAAUAUUUUUUUGACAAAUGUACUAUUUUUUAUUAGAGCUAACAUCCUAGGUUGUAAAUGUAAGGAUAUUUAACAUGUAAUUGUAACCCUAGGGGAGCUGUUCCCCACAGGGACUGUAAAAAGAUACAUGUAUCUGUUUAUUGGCUUGCAUUGGAGAUGAGCAUCAGCUUCAACAGGUCUUCUAAUGAAACUCACUCUGUAACCAAAUAAGUAGCUACCUGUAGAGACUUUAGGCUGUGUGGUGUGUAUAUAUUGGAUACACUUGCGCACACACAUGCAUAUAAUUGCACAGAAGUGGAGACUGGCUACAACUCAUUAUGGAAACAUUAACUUAUUUUACUCUGUAUAUAUUUUAGAAAAUGUAUAGUGUAAAACCAGUAUUAUUAUUUUUUCUUGUACUUUUGUGAAAUGCACUGUUAAUCUGAAUUAGAUGUAUGAAGCUAACGCGAGAAGAGAACCCAGAGCAGAUAUUGAGAAACGAAUGAUCCGUGCCGCUAUAAUAAUCCUGUCACACAAACUUUAAACAUUUCCCAGACUGGCCUGCCUGGUGGGAGUCACUGUUCAUGUGCUUAGGGGUCAGAGGAACUGGUUGAAGGCACGAGCUCGUGUAGAUUCUGCUUCCUGUUGGACCAGCCUAGCCCAUAUGCAUUCCUUAUCUCCACUGUGAUCUCCAUGUUGGCCCUGUACACCAGCACAGGUCACGCUAAAAAGCCUUAUGAGGGGAAAUUGAGGCCCGUGUUCAUCCAUAUUAGCGGAGCCCAGCGGUGCACUGGUGAUGUGCCAUGGCCCUGUGCUCUGAGGGGAAACUGCUGCCAUUAAAGCCGUGCUUUUGCUUCUGAAAAGGCACUGCUUGCUGCCUGCCGAAUUGCAGGACAUGAACUAGAUGUCAAAGCGUUGCAGGAAACUUGUCAUGGCACAUUGUAAACAAUCACUGUACUCAUUCCUCCUUGAGAACUUGUCUAUUGCAUUUGAAUGGAUAUUAUUUACCUGGAAAAUAGUUGAGGUGCAUUACUGGAUAAGUUUUUCCUUUCAUCUCACAUACCAGCCUUCUCUCUGGAUAAAUAAAAACCUGAUCAUAUGAA
This is a messenger RNA of Oncorhynchus gorbuscha (pink salmon), 11395 nucleotides long. It is a transcript of the gene fryl, whose product is annotated as furry homolog, like. Gene Ontology annotation, biological process: neuron projection development; cell morphogenesis. NCBI's taxonomy places the organism in Eukaryota, Metazoa, Chordata, Actinopteri, Salmoniformes, Salmonidae. The record is from RefSeq and is a predicted model, not a curated record. Gene Ontology annotation, cellular component: site of polarized growth; cell cortex.